This is a messenger RNA of Hyalella azteca, 2697 nucleotides long. Its product is annotated as gastrula zinc finger protein XlCGF26.1. Lineage: Eukaryota; Metazoa; Arthropoda; Malacostraca; Amphipoda; Hyalellidae. Bases 124 to 1953 code for a protein of 609 amino acids. The transcript is spliced from 5 exons. Gene Ontology annotation, molecular function: DNA-binding transcription factor activity, RNA polymerase II-specific; RNA polymerase II transcription regulatory region sequence-specific DNA binding. The record is from RefSeq and is a predicted model, not a curated record. Gene Ontology annotation, cellular component: nucleus. Gene Ontology annotation, biological process: regulation of transcription by RNA polymerase II.
CAGAUUGUUACAGAUUUUGUUAGUGUAUAUAAUUUCUUGCAUUGACUUCUUGAACUCUGGCUUUAAUUUAUAUUAAUAAAAAAUUCUAUUUACUAGUCUUGGCUAAGCCUUUAAGAUAUCAUAAUGGAUGAUAAAGGCAAAGAUAUCAUAAUGAAUAAUAGGAUCAAGGAUGAUAUGAAUGAUAUGAAAGACUGCAGUGAAGUAAAGCCCAUACUCUCCGAUGAUUCAGACCAGAGGAGCUGGUGCAUUGAGCUGGACCCCACACAAAUGCCGACCAGUGAAUGCAAAGUUGAGUCUGAUGCCACAGAUUCUAGCGGCUCGUCUCUUCUCCCAGAAAUGGUGUCGGUCUACAUAAAGGAGGAGCCUACGGACGAUAACUUUCCUGUGAAACAGGAAUCUAACAAGCACACCCCACCUCCCUCAUCUUACGGGCCAUGCAAGGAGGAACCAAAAGAUGAGACUUGGGACAUACAGCAAACUUGUAAACGUGAGCCUCCCAGCCCCGGGUGUGAUGACCAGCAGGCUUCACCUCCCCCGUCUCGUGUGCCGGGUGAAGAUCAGAGCGAUGCUGGUGAUGCACCCGCAGCUCAUCAACCUGCAUCACAUGUUUAUGUGAUGCCUGGUCUAAUGUGCAAGGGUAAAGGGCAACCCGCACCUGCAGGAGAUCCAGAAGACGCUGGUGGCAGCGGCGGUGUCUCUGAAGCGUCCAGCUCCCAGCAGCGCAGCAAGAAGCUGCCGUAUUAUCAGCGGGGAUUUGUUAAAGAUGAAAUAGCCACACAAAUUCAGCUGUCCCUUCUAGAGGAUCAGACAUCAAGUGAAGUUCCCUGUCCUGAUUGUGGAUUUAGUUGCAGUUCAGAGCGUCAUUUUGUGCGGCAUAUGCGUGAUGAACAUUCUAAUGAAAAGCCAUAUCAUUGUUUACAGUGUGAAUAUGUUUGUAAUACUAAAUACAAACUAAAAGUGCAUUUAUUUUCAAAGCAUUCAUCACAGAGGCCCCUACACUGCAUGGAGUGUGAAUUUGCCUGUGUCACUAAUCGCGACCUAAAACACCAUGUCCUUUAUAAGCAUUCUUCUGUAAAACCUUUUCACUGCACAGAUUGUGAUUAUUCUUGUGUUACUAAACGUGAUUUAAAGAACCAUGUAUUCUAUAGGCAUUCUUCUGUUAAACCUCUUCAUUGUUCCAAGUGCGAUUAUUCAUGUGUCACUAGAAAAAAUCUCAAGAACCAUAUUCUGUUUAAACAUACAUUCGAGAAGCCCAUUAGGUGUUCUGAAUGUGAAUAUUCAUGUGUGACCACAAGCCAACUGAAGAAACAUGUUAUGUACAGGCAUACAGCUGUAAAACCUUAUCCCUGCUCAGAAUGUAAAAGUUCUUUUGUCAGUAAAAGCAAGUUGAAUAGGCAUUAUCUCCUAAGACAUUCUUCUUCGAAGCCAUUGUUAGAGAAAUGUUUUAAAUGCUCUGAGUGUGACUAUACUUGUGUUCAUAGAUAUUCUCUAAAAGUUCACACUCUUACCAAACAUGCAUCAGGUAAGCCUCUUAGCUGCUCUCAGUGCGAAUAUACUUGUGCCUCUGAGCUUCAACUUAAGAAGCAUGUUGUUUAUAAGCAUUCACUGGAGAAGUCUGUUCAAUGUCCAGAAUGUGAAUACACUUGUAAGAGUAAGAGUGGGCUGAACAGGCAUGCUCUUCAUAAGCAUUCAAAUGAGAGACCUGUUAGUUGUACUGAAUGUGAAUAUUCAUGUGUGACUAAGGGAGAGUUGAAGAUGCAUGUUCUAUUUAGGCAUUCAUCGAAUAAGGCUAUUAGAUGCGCGGAAUGUGACUAUUCCUGCAAGACUAACGGACAGAUGAAGAGUCAUGUUCGUUAUAAACAUUCUACGAAGCCUCUGAGUUGCGUGGAGUGUGAUUAUACUUGUGUUGUAAAGAAGAGCUUAACUCGACACAUUCAACUCAAACAUUCCUGAUGAGCUUCAUUGCUUCUCAAUGUAUUCAUUUAAAAUUUGGAGUUGUUAUUACCUAGUUAAAUUUUAGUCUCAUUUAAUUCACCAGAGACUUUCAUGUCCACACAAAGCUUGAUUUGAAGUGAAGUUGCUGUCAUCUAUUUCUUGAUGUGGUUUGAUGUUCUUAAUGAGAUCUCGUUUAAGAAAAAUGUCCUACUUAAGGUACCUACGACAAUUUGUUGAAAUUUAAAUUAUUUUCCCAUAUCAUGGCACUAGUGAAUGUUGAUGCUAACAUUCUUAACCAACGAUUAGACAUUUGAGUUUUUUCUACUGCUAAGCAAUUCAAGUGUAUGUAAGGAUAACUUUUGUUUAAAUAUGUACAUGUACCAGACACAAACCGCAGCAUGGACAAGUUGUUAGGAUUACAUAAAUAGGAGCUUCAAGUUGUGUGAUUUAGACUCUACCGAUGGUUGUUAGAAUAAUGCAAUGCAUUAAACUGAUGUGAAGUGUUUGAGAUUUUGCCACUUCUGUGCGAAUUUUAGACUUAAACAGCAAGCUGCAGAUCUUAAACUGAAAUUCACUGCCCUAACUUGCUGUGCUUAACCAUCCAACCUUCACUGCAGGUUUUGACCAAAAUUUUCAGCACUAUCUGGUUCACUUGCUUCUCCAAUCUGGAUGAUUCUAACCAUGUGGCCCUGAGUCCCCAACCGCUGAGCUCGGGGUGUCUGACUGCAGGUCUCAGUUGUGGGGUUAAGUUAUUAUGUAGGU